AUCAGCGCUCAUUUAGCAUUACAACAUUAGUGCAUCCGUAGAAACGUCAUUCUUCGCUAGUGGAAGCUCCUUUCGAUUGUUUAAAAAUUGUGUUAGUGUUGUGUUUGCGUAGAUUUAAUAAAUCAAAACUGCCACUUUCAACGGCCUAACCCACGAUGCCGGGGAGCCUCACCGGCUCAUACCGCUCCUUGUCGGGCACGAGCGACGUGUACCGCUCGACUACGGUGGCGGGUGGCGGCGGAAAUGCCGCCACCGGAAUCCUCGAAGGCAUGAAGAAAGCUUUUAGUUUCAUGGCAGGUGGGACAGCCGCCACCACCAAGGACCAAAAACUGAUCCAGAGAGUGUCCAGCGGCGGGCCAGUCGUCAUCUCAUCCAGGACAGAAAACUCGAAUAGUUAUAACAGGAAAAUGCCAGCUUCCGGUGUAGCUGAAGAAGCAGCCCUUCUGGGCACGAUGCCAUCAGAUAGCAUGGAUGAUAUCGAACUGAAAAAUAUUCAACUGCAAUUUCCUUCGACUCGGUCUUUGUCACGUGAUGAUUCUUCGGCCCAGGAGGAGGUGGUGGAAACGGAUAGGGGGAAUUUGGUGGUGGCUGUGCAAGGGUCUAGGAAUAAGCCAGCGAUAUUGACCUAUCACGACUUAGGUCUCAAUUAUGUAUCUAGUUUCCAAGCCUUCUUCAACUACAUCGACAUGCGUGCAUUACUGGAAAACUUCUGUGUGUACCACGUCAACGCUCCCGGUCAAGAAGAAGGUUCUGCCACACUACCUGAAGACUAUAUCUACCCAACGAUGGACGAGCUCGCCGGGCAAUUGGGUUACGUCCUCUCUCACUUUGGUUUGAAACAGUUCAUUGGUUUCGGGGUAGGCGCUGGUGCCAAUAUUUUGGCACGUUUCGCCCUCAAUAACCCCAAUCAAGUGACCGCUUUGUGUCUCAUCAACUGUGUGAGCACUCAAGCCGGUUGGAUCGAAUGGGGUUACCAGAAAUUGAACGCUCGACAUUUGAGGUCCAAGGGGAUGACUCAAGGGGUUUUGGAUUACUUGAUGUGGCAUCAUUUUGGACGGAAUACAGAAGAGAGGAAUCAUGAUUUAGUGCAAGUCUACAAGAGCUACUUCGAACGCAAUGUCAAUCCGACGAAUUUAGCGUUGUUUAUUGAUAGUUAUGUGCGUCGUACGGAUUUGAGUAUACAGAGGGAGUUGGAUCCGACGAAGCGGAAAGAGUCGAAUACUUUGAAGAUGCCUGUUAUGAAUAUUACGGGCUCGUUAAGUCCUCAUGUUGAUGAUACUGUCACUUUUAAUGGCCGGUUGGAUCCCACCAAUUCGUCGUGGAUGAAGAUUUCAGACUGUGGCAUGGUCCUCGAAGAACAACCCGGCAAAGUGGCCGAAGCUUUCCGAUUAUUCCUUCAAGGCGAAGGCUACGUGGCGCCUCUAUCCCCCACAAAAAUGGCUCUAUUCCGCAAAACGUCGUUGGAGGAACUGCUCAAAUCGAAAAUGCCUAAUGGCGGACAAUGGCCAAUGAAUGUCAUCCAUAUCACCGAAAACCCAAUAUCGGCUGUCGUCUGUUAAAUUAACUAAAAACAAUAAUAAUAACCGCCGCCACUGCUCACACAAUCACACACACAUAUACACACACUUAUUUUGAGCUGUAUUGGAAUUUAUUGGGGGAUUUGUCGGCGCGGGAAGAUGGCGGACGCUUCGGGGAAUCCCCCUGUAUAUCAAGCGGGACGCAUUCAGCAUGUGAUGUUUUCAAAACUAGGCGCUAAAUUAGACUUUUUAAGAGAGAUAUUUAUUAAGUAGGCGACGGUCGGUAUUGUCAAAAAUGAGCUUAAAUUUCGAUUAUAGAUGGCGUGAGUUGUGAUAAAUUUCAAUACAGACGUUUCGUUGGCCACUGCCCUUCUCAAGCACAUAUCUAGAUAGUUGACCAGGCCCGGAUUGAGUUAUUUAAGGCCCUUUUCGGUCCUAACGAAAUUCUUCUAUCACGCCAUAUCGACUAGGUGCGCUUAAACUAGGACCUAACAACAGUGUUUUUUUGAUUUCUCUGUUGUGAUUAGUUGAAUAUUUAAGAAAAAUAGCUGUAGGUUAAGCUUUACUUGUUGAUAGGAAGCCUACUAUUAAAUGAAUUUUAAGGACAACCCUCACGAGACAUGCAGUUUUAUCAUUUCCUAAGGCUAUCUAAGAUAAGAUCGGUGUCGUUGGAUGCUGUUCGGUUUUUAUAUUGUUGCGAUGUAGUUUUAUGUUUUGAAAUGUGAUGAAUAAUCGUAUUGUGCCUCACUUUGUUAAUGGUUUAAGUUAAGCACUAUUUAAUUUUAAUAAAAUGUUUAAAACGUUA
Tribolium madens (black flour beetle) is the source of this 2322-nucleotide messenger RNA. It is a transcript of the gene MESK2, whose product is annotated as protein NDRG3. Gene Ontology annotation, cellular component: cytoplasm. The transcript is spliced from 9 exons. Gene Ontology annotation, biological process: signal transduction. Bases 156 to 1559 code for a protein of 467 amino acids. Lineage: Eukaryota; Metazoa; Arthropoda; Insecta; Coleoptera; Tenebrionidae. The record is from RefSeq and is a predicted model, not a curated record.